Messenger RNA from Pocillopora meandrina, 12512 nucleotides. The record is from the annotation of a GenBank genome assembly. NCBI's taxonomy places the organism in Eukaryota, Metazoa, Cnidaria, Anthozoa, Scleractinia, Pocilloporidae.
AUGUAUGAUGUAGGAGGUGAAGUUCGCAUCUCGUAUUCCCGGUUUGAAAGCAAUCAACCACUCAAUUCCACACCGGAGGAUAUAGCAGUUGCUGGAGGUGGUGUUUAUAUCGAGUUUACCUUCAAAAGCGAAACCAAUAUGUCAGCAUUUCCUUCCGAUUUAACGAAGACACCGCGUACAUUUGAUAGUAACAGCACUUACAUCUUUCACUAUUGCACAUUCAGAGAUAACCUUGCGAAAGAUCAGAAUUUUUCAACUUUUAUUGACAACCCUCAUGGGAAUGAUCAUAUUCCCUUUGGAAGGGGAGGAGGGUUGUCAAUAUUUGUGAAAGGUGUGGCACAAAAUAACGUCAUUCAGAUAACUCACUGUCAUUUUGAAGACAACCAUGCCCUUUGGGGAGGGGGAAUUUUCGUUGAGUUUCAAGAUAAGGUGCAGAACAACACUUUAGAAAUAAAUAAUUGCAAUUUUACAAAUAAUAAUGCUACCUACGCAGGCGGAGCCAUCAGAAGUGGGACAAUAGCACAUAGUAACCAUCGGCAGUUACUUCCAAACCAAGUGAUGAACAAGGGCUGUUUGUUUACAAGUAACAGCGCAGUUCUUGGUGGCGGAGUCUCACAUCAUGGAAUUGGCUCUUUGUUAAAAGUAGAGAAUGACAAAAGCCUCAAUAUUCAAUUCACAAAGUGUCACUGGACCAAUAACACUGCAACAAUGGGUUCUGCUAUCGGCCUUGCAGGUGAGGCACUUAUUAUUGGCAGUCAGGAUUUGACUUCGAAAGGACCCAGGCUUGUGCACAGCAUCAUUCUUGAAGACUGCAAUAUCACCAAUAAUCGAAUUGUAUUAACAGAAGAUGGAGAUGUCAUUGGUCAAGGAGCAAUUUAUUCAUACUCAGUCCCUGUCAUCUUUCAGGGAGUUGUGAACAUUGAGUCUAAUAACAACACUGCAGUGGUUACUGAGAAUGUUAUGCUGCAUGUUGUUGGUAAUGUUACCUUCCGAAACAAUACAGGAGGACAGGGGGGUGCAUUAGGAUUGUAUGGCACUUCAGUUAUAAUGCUUAUGCCGAACAGUAACCUUAAAUUUUUUGACAAUGUUGCACUGCAGCAAGGAGGAGCAAUCUACGUUAGAGAUUCUGGUCCACCUGUUGUGGCAUUUAAGACAACUGAGCUGAAUACACGGCCAUGUUUUAUUGCCUUCAACAACACCUUCAGUCUGGAGGGAGUCGAUAAAUGGGAAACCAGGGUAAUUUUCAAGGGGAAUAAUGCUUUGCAAAAUGGCGGCGGGAACUCUGUUUAUGCAUCAACUCUCCAAGGAUGUCGCCAAGCUGGACAACCUCGUAUAAAUAACGAAUCUCUUCAGUGGCACAAUGUUAUUGAGUAUCAAGAUCCUGAUAUAAGCGCCAAAGAACAGAUUUCUACUGAUCCUGUGAAAAUAAAACUCAAUGAAAGUGAAUGGGAGGUUUCUCCCAGUGAGGUAUUUAAUGCUUCUGUGGAACUUAUUGAUGAAAAAAAUAGCUCAGUGUUAGGAAUUGUCAACUUGACCAUCACUGACAACAACGAUCGUACUGUGAAACUUGGUACCACUUCAAACCUGUUUCUUAUUCAAGGUAAUUCACCCAAAAUUAACAACCUACACCUUUUAGGAAAGGUGCACAGCAAGUUCAAAGUGCAAGCCAGCACAGUUGCAGGUCGGGUUGUGCAACUUUCCUUUCCUAAGCCAUUGCAAUUACAUGUUUGUCACCCUGGCUUGAAACAGAAGAGAAGAGAAAACAGUUGUACAUGUUUAGAUAAAGAAGAGCCUGGUAUUUCACAUUGCAGUGAUGAUUUCAAAUUUGUGUUCUUAAAAAGAGGAUAUUGGGGUGGAACAAUUAAGGAAAACGAGUUCAGCACAUACCCCUGUCCACCAGAUUAUUGUAAUUUUACUAAACAUGAUCCAAACUUUCAAUACAACCCCAACACUCUAUGUGUUAAAGGACGCAAUGGAUCAAGUGUUCUUUGUGGGGCAUGCAAAAACAACUACUCUGUAAACUUAGGAAGUGAAAACUGUACAAGAAAGUGUGACAACACCCAUCUGUGGCUUCUUGUGGUAUUUUUCAUAGUGACACUAUUCUUGGUAUUGGUGGUGCUGCGUAUCCAGUUGGACAUCUUUACAACAUAUCUCAAUACUUGGUUGUAUUCCUACCAAGUAAUUACAUUUCUUCUUCAAGAGGGACAAUACCUUGACCGUGUUAUUAAAUUUGUCAUUGGCAUUGCCAAUUGGAGAAUCAAAGGCGUUGGCACUUGUCUGUUUCAUGGAAUGAACAACCUUCAAAAACUUGGUAUUAAUUACAUCCUUCCUUCAUAUGUUCUUCUGCUACUUCUUAUUUUGGCUAAGAUUGCAAAGUGCCGCCCUACAUGCUACAUAAAUAGGAAUGUCUCGCAAGCCUUGUGCACUCUACUAGUUCUCUGCUAUACGAAUAUUACAAUGAUUUCGUGCAACAUCAUUCACUAUGUUCCCAUACAAGGAAGAUGGGUGCUCUAUGCAGAUGGUAACAUUGACUUCGUAAGAAAUUGGAAGGAACACUUGCCAUUCACUAUCAUUGCUUGCUUGUGGUUCAUCCUUUUCGUUGCAUUUGUACCAUUGGUUCUUUUAUUCACUCCCUGGUUCAUGCGGCAUUUUAGCUUUUUAAAUAAUUUCAGGUUAUUUUUUGACACCUUCCAACAUUGCUUCAAAGAUGAAUACAGGUGGUUUGCAGCAUUUUAUUUCCUCUGCCGCAUUUACAUCUUGUUUAUUGCUCUGUUUGUUCCAUUCUCACCUUUGAAGAGAUCCAUCUUAGAGGUUUCCUGUGUCUUAAUUGUGGUGACAUGCCUCUACCUUCGGCCAUACAAGAGUAACAGGAAUGGCAAUGCAGAUUAUGACUGGUUGAAUACUCUUGAUGCUGUGCUUCUCACAAACUUGUGUUUUGUUGUCAUAUUCAGCUCAAGCAUCAUCAGUGAUGCCUCAUUAUCUGUUCAGAAAGGGCUAGAGAAAAUUGUCAAUGUCUUGGCUUAUGUCCCACUUGCUUACCUUCUCUGCCUUGUCUGCUAUUAUGGAUGGAAAUACUUUUGUCCAAGGAACCUGGACUUUGAUCAUCAUAGAAUGGAACCAGAAGCUGCAUCCUCUACUGGAAGUACUCAUCAAAGUCAGGCAAAACCCAUAUAGAGCCAUAGUACUGUUACACUGGUCAAACUGUUUGAGCGCACUGCAAUUAUUUUAAUUAGUAAUUGUGCUCUUUUCAGGGAACCUCGCUUAAGUGAGCAAUUAGUAAAUAGCUGUUGCUUGACCCUAACCCACUCAAGGGUUAGUCGCCAGAUACUUUUUUCAUUUGGAAGUUAGGGCAGUGCUCCAUGAAUGUUAGUUAUUUAAAGUCAACACUAUGCCCUGGGUUGAUUGCCAGCAGCUGUUUAGAAAAUGAGCCUUACUGAAGACCAGACUUAAGAAAAGGAUAGAAAUUCGGCCAAGCUGUGCACUGGUCUUUAAAACCUGUGUUAGAUGAAAAGUUGGGUAAUAUGAUGGUUUUCCAAGUAAAACAUUUUUGACAAAAAGUAGAUUAAUAGUAAUAAUGACUGAAUUAUUAACAAAAGACCAACAAAGAGUUAAGAAUUAUUGAAACUUUGAGACCAAAAUUAGCUUUGCCAUUUUUUCAAUUGUGAAUAUAGAAUUGUAACACAUUAUCAAUAGUCAUUGUUACAGAUGCUGCAGAUUGAAAGCUUUUAUUCAGUCAUUAAACAAUGUAUGAAAUGUGCUUAGGGAAAAAAAGCCAUUUUCUUUGUUCAAAACUUAUCACUAAAUUCAUUUCAAAAGUUUCUCAACUUAUUGUUAAAUUUAUGUCAAUGAAAAGUUUAAAUUUUUGCUUGAGGUUGAGUUCAUUUUUAAAAUUUUCUUACAGAAGUGGAAGUCAAUUUUUUUUUAUGAUGAUGUUGGUGACAGCUCAUCAGAAUCAUAGAAAGAUGUAACAUUGCCCAAAAAAAACUUUUACAUCUUUGCAUUGAGUCAAUUCAAGUUGAAUAUAUUUUACCAAGAUAUCAAUGAUAUUAAGCUAUAAAUAAUUUUUUUAAACAUUUUGUAGGCAUCUACAAUUAUUAUAGAAAGAUACAUCUUUUAUUUUUUUACUGUCUUGUAUUUCAUGUUUGUAAUUAGAUAAGAGUGGGAUUUUUGGGUUGAACAAAGACAUAGUCAGCCAUCAUUACAUAAUUUCAAAGUUUAAGGAGAUCGACAGAAACAAGGAAGUUUAGAGGAAGCCUGUGAGUUUGAUCUUCCACUACUGAUCAAUGAAUUCAUUAGCAUUAUAACAAGGAGUUUUUUUUUCAUUUAGAGAAAUGUGGCAUUUUUUUUUGCAUGCAUUUAUCUUUUUUACUUACCAUGCAGACUUAAAUGACAAAGGGGAAUAAUUGCAAGUCAAAAAUCUAUUCUAUGAACUACUUCAUUGUUCCCCUGAGAUAAUAGAGAAAAUUGAGAAGUGCUCAGUUAAUAUUUACCAGUAAAGUUCAAAAUUUAUUCAGAUGCUGUGAUGUACAGUUACCAGUAAACAUUUCUAUUGAAGGUCAUGCAUGUGGGAAUCCAUGUUUCUACAUGUUUCCUUUUUGUGUGUGUAUGUGUAAAGGAACUUUAACCCUUUCACUCCCAAGAUCUCAUGGGUAAUUCUCCUUACUUUUUGCUAUACAAUUCUUAUGAUGUUAGUUCAGAGAACUUGGUAUUGGAUCAACUAGUUGAGUAAUCCCAUUAUUGAUAUUUUUCUUUAUUCUCAUCACUUGUAAGAUUGAUAUUUUAUUGAUGUUGUUAGGAGAAAUUCUGUUUUGGUCACUUAAGGGAGUUGAAGGGUUAGCAGAGUCCUAGUGUAUCUUUGUAGUUGCUGAAAGCAGCCAUUUGUUUGUCUUGUUGAAUUUUUUACUGUGAAUGUCAUCCAUAGUUCUGACUUCUAGCUGUUACGCAGUUCCUUGAAAAUUUUAGGAAGAAAAUUUGAUGUGACAAGAAGAUAGUCUAUCACUGAUAAGUUUGCCUAUUCUCACAACCUAUUACUGCUAAACAAUGUAUUACAUUUAAUGUUGUAGAGGGAAGUUUCUUGUUAUUCACCUAUGGUGAAUUUAGGGCAGUUUGAAGAUGCUUUGCGUGAAAAUAAAAUAUUAUUUUAAAAAAUCUGAAGGAAAAUUUAGCAUCUCUUUUGGCUUUUGUUUAAAAGGCUGGUCUCCAGUUGUCUGUUUCAUGGUCACUUCCUCUGAAAAAUAUCCAUACCAAAAUUGUGCACACUCAAGAGAGACCUUUAAAAUUUAAAAGUGGGUGGGAAGAAAGAAAAAGCAAAUGAACAAAAAAAAAUCAAAUUAUGCAAAUGAAUUGGAGCUGAAAAAAUAGAGAUGGUUUCACAGAUGAUUUUGCCAGGAGGGGGUUGAGGAUUUUUUUGGUCAGCUUGAAGAAGGUGUAGAGUAGGUUAAAUUCCUUCCCUAUUCUUUCUUUAUAACAAGGCUUACUCCUGCACUAAUUUUGUGUAUGUCUUUCAUCUAACCCUCCUCUGUUCCACUCAACCCCCUUUCUAUUUCAUUUAUCCUCUCCACUGUCUCCCCCUGACAACAGUUGAGCACAUCAGAGUCUUCCAACCUGCAACAAAAGAAGUGACAUUUGAUCAUAACUCUGUGUUUUGUGGCCCCCUACACACAAAAGAUUUGCAUUUGAUGGCUUGAAAGAAAAUUUAAUUGCUCUAUUCAUGACGACUCAUAGUUUUUUCUGCUCUACACGCCCUCCCUUCACCUACCCCUUCUGAUAGCGAUCUUGCGCUACUUCCUCUCCUCUAAAGAGAUGCAUAGGGCUUGGAUCAUUUUAGAUAAUGUUUUCAAUUCUCUUUUAUUUCCCACCAUUGAUGAAGCUUCAUUUUCCUAUGAAAGGAGGCGGAAUAAUUGUUUGCCACAAGCUAAUUAUUUAGCAGGUAUGUUCGUCAUUUUGGCGUUUACAUAAUACAUUCAUACUCAGCAAGCAUAAAAUUACAUAUUUUAUACUGUAAAAGACUUACUUUAUUCCUUCCAGAUGAUUAAAGAAACGUCCUUGCCGAUUUUCUUUUGCAUUUCGUUACAAUACUAAUAGCGGGUUUCUUGAUAAACAUUCUAUAAAUAUCACACUUAAUUACGCCGGACUAAAGAAGCAGCUUCCCACAGUCUGUAUGGAUGUCUAAGCCAAUCAGAUUUUACUGUCUCUGCGGUCAACCGCUCUGCGUAGUGAUAUAGCUGGCUUCUUUUCAAAUCCAAACAUUCUUGAGACGAUUCAAAGAGUUUUUUUGGCUCUUUCUGUUCUUUGAGGAGCGAACAUGACACAAGUGAAAGGUUCGCGUACAUGCGUUUUGCCCAAAGUAAGUACAAACAAAAGCAUUUUCCGCACUUUUUCCCUGUAUAAGCGCGAGAUCUUUUUUAAUUACACCCGCACAAUUUGCAUAGCAACGUGUAAGUUGUGCUUCAAGUAGUUCUAUAGCUUCUGUUAGAGUCAGAAAGUAUCUUUAUCUCUACAAUUAACUGCAAAGGCUUUUAAAGAAACUUGUAUGGUUUUAUAAGAGUUGCAAAAUGAAGUUCCAAGGAAAGGUCAUGAAAAGUAAGGUUCGUGAAUACACACAGCUGUCUGCGAAAUAAUAUCUAAUUCAAAGACGGAAGAAAACGGAAACACAUCGGCUGCAAAGUGCAAAUAAAAAUUGAAGUUUUAUCCAUUUUCUUGCUUUCUUUUAUGGUAUUUUUUUUUGAUUGAGACUGGAAAAUUAUGUUAUGGAUCAUCAAACAGCAAUUAAUGUUGGUUAUAAGUUUCGACGGACAAAAUAUAUGAAAGUUAACUUUCGCCGGAUGUUUACUACUAUCUUUUAUCAAGCGGUUGACGUGAUAUAGCUUAAUAUCAUGCCAUAAAUCCAAAACUAAGAAUAAAAUUUGGAAAGAACGAAGAUGAGGAAAUUACAAUGUUUAUUUGCCGUAAUUAGCGAAACCGUCACUUCCGGUGUUGAAACAUUUCCAUGCCACUUCCGCUUUUCACCACGACCGAGUUAUGACUUCAACAAUGGCGCCGCGUCAAAUUGGGUGUCCCAUCCCGCAUCCUCCCAUGCGCGCUUGGAGCGAAGAUCAGACUUUGCAGGUGAAACAGCUUAAAUUUAAGACAAGUUUCAGUAGGCUUGAUCACUAAAACUGACUACAUCACUUUAAAUUUUCUGCAGCUGGACGAAUCUGUCGUAACACCCGGCUUCGCUUACAACAUUGCGAGGUAUUUUCCUUCGGGAACUCAGGCUGAUAAAGAGAGGUGUAUAGAACUCAUGGAGAAGAUUGGAGUAUCACCAGAUCCAGCAAUGUGGUAUUCAACAGGUGCGAAGUUCUUAGAGUGAUAACUUCAGAGUGUCAAAGAGAAUUUAUUAACCUAAUUUGUUGUUAUUGUUCGCAAACAGCCCCUCGAUCGCGGACUCCGGUGUCUCCCGCGCGACCACGAAGCGUGCCGCCACGAUGCGCCCGUUUCCCCGAGAACAACAAACCAAGCUAUACAAAAAACCCAGAGUUGUUCUACAUGACAACCAAUAAAAGGGAAUUCGGAGCAACUUUCGGUCCGCCGGCAGAGAAUGCAAGGUAGAGGGAUUUCAUUUUUAUGUGUAUGAUUUGCGGCAUCCUAGCAACGGAAUGUGAACCUCAUUUAGUUUUAUCGUUCUUUCUUUUCACGCAGACCAAGGACUUCCAAGAUAUUUCCAAGUAGAAGUAACAACAACUCCACAACAUAUCAGGCUGAUUUUAAUGCAAAGAAUACAAAAAAAAAAGAAGGGAUUCGCACAGGUAGCUCGUCUGGUAACAGAAGGAAUAAUCCACACCCCUCCGAGGUAGGGAUGGGAGAUUACUUUAAGUUAAGAGUGACAAAUAGCUAGAAACAUUUGAAAUCAAUACAGUUGUGGUUAUACCAAGUGUAAAAGCUUAUUUGCGUGAUAAUUUUCAUUUUAAAGGUGUUCUCUAAUGAAUAAAUGUCCACCAUUACCCUUGGAAGUAAUAGUUAAAUUCUUUAGCCCUUAAUCGAAGGGUCUAGCUGCGAUGGCCGAGUGGUUAAGGCGUUGGACUUGAAAUCCAAUACGGUCUCCGUGCGUAGGUUCGAAUCCUGCUCGCAGCGAAUGAUAAAAUCCUUUUUUUUUUUUUUUUUUUACGAAUCGAAAAUUUUCACUCAUAUUUACAAAGACAACUUGCGUGAUUUAACUGCAGCUACCAUAUUUUCAGCAUGUUUUUUAACUAUUCUAAUUAGGAAUCACGAGUUUUUCAGUAUGAUUAGCUUAACAAAAUAUACUUUGAUAGUCUGACUGUCCAGCAGAAUUAUGUUUGGAUAGGAGAAUUUAUCUCGAUAACAACUAAAAUGUACAGGAUGGGAAACUCUUCAAUUAAUUUGCGAGUUAUUCUGUACAAAUAAAAAAAUUUCGCCAAAAGUGUUAAAAAGAGCUUAAAAUUCUUGAAGUAAGUUUGUAAGUCUUACAAUUUUUCUACGAUUUAUUGUUGUGAUCUCAAUUCCAUAGGCAUUCAUGAAAUGGAAAUUCUCAAGCCGUUUUCCAUCAGUCCCUGCUGAAGAUAUUGACCCAGAAGUAAUGAAUGAAGUGUGUAAAGAUGAGCUUAAAUCUACUUAUCACAGUGAUUACACAGGAAUUCCACAAGGUAAGGCCAAACCAAUAGUUCUAAUUAGCUCUAUGGCUUCUUGCCGUCAAUUAUGUCUGUUCCUGGAAAUGAUGUAAUAAUUGGGUGAGUCAUGAAAUUUUAAUCAGAUCAUGAGGAUGUCUGAGGUAGUAUAUAAGCAGUAACGCAAGGAAAAAAUGCAGCAAAUAUUACGUGUAACUAAUCCCUUCUUUUCUUGCCUAAAAUCUGUAAUUUUGUAAAUGAGGUUGAUUUUAAUUUUUUGUGGUAUAUUUUUGAAAAUAUUUUUGGCAGAAAAAGUCCUGGGAUCAAUAGAAAAUGAUAACCAACUCCUUGUUGUUUUUAAGAGAAGGGAACAAUAUUUCUUGGAGGAUAUAUGCUGGCCAUGGGUUUUAUUAUUUUAAUUUCUUAUGUUGCUAGUGACCCACAGUAUAUUUUGGUAAACCAAACUAAUUUUAAUCUAAAUUUAAACACAGACUGCUCAACAUCAUUAAUUGCUAAGUUUAUUGAAUUAAUUUAAUCCUCAACAAAGUUUUACUGUCUGUUUCAAAUGUUUUGGAACCAAUAUUGCAUUUCUUGACAAAGGAUAACAGCUUUUUGUCUUUUUUUUUUUAUUUUUUUUUUUAAAGGGGUGAAUGUUUGUACUGUGUUUGAGGGAAAUCUUACUCCCUCUCUGUACAAACCUCCCCAUACAUUGGACUCCACCUCCCGGUACAGUUAUCAGGUACCUGUUGUAAGGCAUACAUUAUCAGCAAACUUCACACGUUUUGGGUGUAACAGGAACAAGUAUAAACCAGCUGUGGGUGCAGGUAGGUCAGAGAAAGCAUUAUGUUGUCUUCUGAUAAUUUUCCUUGAUAGCAAUGGAAUUAACUUAAGAUACUUUGUAAUUUAAAAAAACAGAAUUGUUUUGGACCAUCAGUCUCCUUCCAUAGUGGAGGUUAAGAUUCUUGAAGAUGAGGCCAUCUCCAGCAGCAUAACCAUGUUUAUUUUAGCAAAUUUUUCAAGGUGAAACAAGAAUGUGCAAGCGCAACACAACUUCACUAAAAUUCCCCAUUGUAGGACUGACGCAGGUGUAAUGUAACAUAUGACAAAACAAGAAUUUAUUUGUUGAAAAAAUUACAACUCAAAACAUGGACCUUAAUUAAAGACACAAAUUUAAUGUUUGUCAUUCAUAAACAAUGUGCCUUUAAAAUAUUAUUAUUAAUUAUAAACAUCACCAUUGUUUCUUUUAUUUUUGUUCAGUAGAAUGGUAAAAUCAUACUUGAUGUAAAGAUCAUUGAUUAAAGAUUUGAUUCUUUCCUUAUUACUUCUCAAGUUCCUACAGUAUCCUACAAUUCUCCCCAAAUGCAUCUUUAUGGACAAACACAUUACUCAAGAGAUUAUGUUGACAAGUCUGCUGUUCUUAAGGUCAGUGUAAUUAAAACCAAUGACAUUAUCAUCACACAGUAAGCAAAUACAGGGAAGAAGUUCAAUUUUUUAAACCAAAGUUUGAAGUGCUUCUUAUGAACCAAAAAAAAUAAAAAAAAAAAACCAAACAAACAAAAUAAACUAAGCAUUUUAUCAAGAAAGUUGAAAAUAAUGCAAUUUAUAAAUAACUAUAAUUGAAGGAGCCCUGAAGAUUAUUACAGAACUUCCUAUAGAAAUAUCCCCUAUCUGGGAUGCAUUGGGAUGGGAUGACACAGACACCCAAGGGGCUUGAGAGUAAAUAGUGAAUGAUUUGUAUCUGAAAAUUGGGCAAGGUUGAUCUGAUCUUGAGUCUGACAAUUAUUGUAAUUUUUUAGGAAAGAUCUAAAAAUGACCAGUAUGCAGAAAUUCCAAGAUUGGAUGAGUAUUUAAAAACUGCAAAGCCACAUGGUAAGAGUUUGCCAAACAAUUUGUUUGACAAAAAGAAAUAGAGAAAUUCAGAGUUCAUAUACUGUUCAAUUUUCAUGAGAAAGUUGUUAAUGACAAAUGUUAUCCAAAUAAGAAAAAUCUUAGAAACAAGAAUAGUAGAUUGUUAGAAAAAACAAUAGUCAUAGACUAAGGAAAAAUAAGGCAACUAAUUGGGAGAAGAACAUUAAUUUUAGGAAGUCAAUUAUAAUUUUAGUAUAAUUUUAUAAUUAUUAUUUUAUAAUUUAAUCUUGUUUUUUUCCAAGUAACCCUCCAAAUGACUCACACUUCAUCUUAAUGGCAAAUACUUUCAUUUGGAAAGUUAAUUUCAAAUAAAUUUUUUUAUCAAAUCUUUUUUUCAUGAUUUACUGAUGACAAUUGACCACAAACUUUUGUACUCUCUCCUAAACAGAAAGGGAAAGUUUGAUGCAAAAAUUACAGAGCUUAGCAACAAAAGACAGGCGAGAGAAUCGUGACCCACAGUGGCUUUCACAAUGGACAGGUCCCGUGUGAAACCAUUUCACAAGGGAGAAGCCAUGCAUUGCUGAAAUCUGGAAAAUGUUUGUUAAUAUAUUCCAAUACAACAAUCGUUCACUCAUCUUUUAAAUCCACUGCAAUUGUUGAAAACAAUGAUAAAACUUCUUCAUUGUCAAAGUCACUUUGAAUGUAAAUAGUCACGUCUGCACUAUAUUUUUUUUCCUUACAGUCCAGGAAAAUUACUGACAAUCUGAAAACAAGGUGAUACAGUGAUAAACAAGAGACAACAAAGUUGUUGUUGCAGAAAGACUUUGCAGCUUUUUUAUCUAUCUUAAUCAGUUAAUUGGGAGAGUUCUUUCAUUAUGGCUGAUAAACCGAUCAUUAAUUUAACAAACUAAGAUGUAUAUCUGUAGAGAGUGAAAACUUUGUCAUAAAAAAUAAAGGGAAAAUAUUUAUUGAUUUUUCAUUAUUUAAAACAAGAGGAAAUCAUGAACUUUAUGAACAUUUCUCUAUGCCUAGCAGUGAACAUAGUGUAAUUGUAUUUGAUGUUCCAUAGUUUUAAGAGAUUCUUACUUACAUCACAAGACAACUAUGACUUCAUAAGUUAUGGUGUCACUCACCAAAAAAAGAAACCUUUGUCUUGAGUGCUUAAACAUACACUAAAUUAAGUUAAUUUUACAAUUUGAAAACAGCUCACGAACAUUAAUAGUGCUAUUAAUGUAGCAUGACUACAAAAUGGUGUCAACUGUUGAAGCAGUAAAGCAUACUUGUCAUUUAAUGUGAACUUCAAGUACAUUUACUUUGCAAAUUUCUUAGCAAAUUUCUUUCCCCUGUAUGCCAAAAAGGAAUGGUAUUGACAAAUGAUGAUGUUCCUAUAUAUUAUCGACUUAUCCUAUUUACCCCCAAUAUAUAACAUUGUGGUUGAUUGAAGGUCGGAUAAUGCCAUCCACAGGAUAAAUCUCUACCUGGUGGGUAAUGCUAUACAUUUUGCCAUCACUUACCAGUUGGAUAGAGAUUUAUUCAUUUAUUUAUUUUGUGUUGGAUAGCUUUAUUGGCCCUUCAUACAAUCGGGCCAAGUACUCUAGCACAUUAAUUUUAACAUCCUCAUUGUGCAGAAGCAUUACAUUUUGACAUUCCUGUCCCAGCAUUAGGCAGGAAGUUUGUCACUAUUGACCUGCUGAAACAGCCUAGCCUACCAUGAGUCUUGCGUAGCUCUAGUUGUAGAUUGUCCAUAGUACUAAUUGGCAGGUUGUGCUGUGGACUCCUAUUGGGAGCACUCACAGACCUUUUUCCCAAAAUCUCUAAGCUUAUGCUGUGCACAUGCUUAUUCUUCUGAACAUUGGUUACAAGCAAAGGCCUAUUCCUUACUUUCCAAGUUAGGGGAAUGUUGUUUGCCCUUAUACAAUGGAACCUUUUCCAUUAGACACCUCAGGUCAGAGUUCACCUUUACUAAUGGGAUACAAUCUGUUGUGGCUAUGAAAAGUUUUCAUUAACUUUCCCUGUUACCUUUGUUCAGGGUUCCACCAUGUUUAACUCUUUAACUUCCAG